UAGGCUCUCUGCCCUGCUUUCAGGCGGUGUCGGAUUUACGGUCUAAACGAGUUUCCCACCGGAAAGGCCCACAUGAACACCUUAUUAUGUCGGAUGAUCAAGUGGAGGAAAUCGCGAUUCUAGAUGCAGUACGAAUUGGCCAAGUUGUGACAUACUCAAUCUUGCCAACAUGGUCGAACAAAACACCAAGUGAACUGUAGGAAAUGCCAUACAAUAUAGCUAUCCUCGGAACACAAAGCAUGUGAACGUGAAGGAGGAUGGCCGACUUGCCAUGUAUUCCCAACUGACCGUCGAAACAAACAAAAUGAGAAGGCAGCACGGCCCAAACGGCCUACAGUCAGGCAUGAAGUCUGCCACCUGGGUGCUGGUCUUCUUCCUGGUGUCUCUGGUCAUGACCACCAUGUGCCUGGUUCGGGAGUUCGGAAAUAUACACUUGACCAAACGAGUGACACCAUCUCCCUCUAAGUCAUAUAAAGUUAGAGCUUCAACACCUCAUUCCCAAGUGCGGCUGGUGGGCGGGCGGGGCCGGUGCGAGGGGCGUCUGGAGGUGGCGAUCAACGGGACCUGGGGCACGGUCUGCGACGACGACUGGGACAUGGUGGACGCUAACGUGGCCUGCAGGCAGGCGGGCUGCGGCCCGGCCGUGCCCAGCAGCGCCUCCUUCGCGGCGGGAGACGGGCCCAUCCUACUGGACAACGUGGAUUGCCGGGGCGGGGAGCACAGCCUGGCCCAGUGUGGGAGUCUGGGCUGGGGGGUCCACAACUGCUACCACUACGAGGACGUAGGGGUCACAUGCAAAGACCCCUCCCAGCUAUCUGCAGGAGGACAUGAGGCCAUCACAACACCAUCUCCUGGCAUAUCAGGGCCUGUGGACGGGUCCAUCCGGCUGGAGUCGGGGCUGCACGGCUGUCAGGGCCGUGUGGAGGUGCACUUCCGGGGGAGUUGGGGCACGGUGUGCGACGACGACUGGGACAUGCGCAACGCGGACGUGGCGUGCAGGCAGACGGGGUGCGGGCGGGCCGUCGCCGCCACCGCCAACGCCUUCUUCGGCCUCGCCACCGGCCUCAUCCUCCUCGACAACGUCAAGUGCCAGGGCCACGAGGAGAGCCUGGCGGCCUGCUACAACCUGGGCUGGGGAAUACACAACUGUGGCCACCACGAGGACGCCGGGGUCAUCUGCACAGGUGUCUUGCCAACGUUCAAGUCUCCUUCGAUAACCAACGUGGGGGGAGAUGGCAGGGAUUUCCCGGAAAGCACGACUGUAACAGCUGUUACAGCUGGAGCCAGUGAAACCACAGGAGAGCCCACCACUCAGCCAACACCAGCAGUAACAGAUGCUACAACUGUAGCCAGCGAAACCACAGGAGACCCCAUCACUACGGCACCAGCAGCGCCAGUGCGGGGCUCCAUCCGGGUGGUGAACGGGCACGGCCGCUGCCAGGGCCGGGUGGAGGUGUUCUACGGGGGCCUGUGGGGCACGGUCUGCGAUGACGAGUGGGACCUGACCAACGCCCAGGUGGUGUGCAGGCAGCUGGGCUGCGGGCCGGCCCGGGAGGCCAAGGUGCUGGGCUACUUCGGCUACGGCGCAGGCCCCGUCCUGCUGGACAACGUGGACUGCAGGGGGAAUGAGGGCCGGCUCGUCGACUGCUUCCACCUGGGGUGGGGCCAGCAUAACUGCGGCCACAGCGAGGACGCUGGCGUCGUCUGCCUGCCAACUCCAGAAGUUGCUUCACGUGAAUUUGGGCCAGUGGUACCGGUGGAAUUGCCAACAGAGGGGCAAGUGCGGCUGGCGAACGGGACACACUGGUGCGAGGGGCGAGUGGAGGUGUUCUCGGCGGGCCGGUGGGGCACGGUGUGCGACGACGCCUGGGACCUGGCGGAGGCGCGGGUGGUCUGCCGGCAGCUGGGCUGCGGGGAGGCGGAGCGCGCCCCGGGGGACGCCUCCUUCGGGAGGGGGGAGGGCACCAUCCUCCUGGACAACCUGAAGUGCCGGGGCGAGGAGGCGUCGUUGCUGGAGUGCUCGCACAUACCCUGGAACGUCCACAACUGCGAGCACUCGGAGGACGCCGGCGUGACCUGUAAGCUGUAGUGACCCGGCCGCGGCCCCACCGCCCAAACGCCGCCCUCCUGAGGGAGCCCUUCAGACUCUGUACAUUUUGUCCAUCGUAGCACUUCAUACAAUUUGGAA
Messenger RNA from Conger conger (European conger), 2188 nucleotides. RefSeq names its product scavenger receptor cysteine-rich domain-containing group B protein-like. The transcript is spliced from 14 exons. The coding region runs from base 272 to 2089 and encodes 605 amino acids. Lineage: Eukaryota; Metazoa; Chordata; Actinopteri; Anguilliformes; Congridae. The record is from RefSeq and is a predicted model, not a curated record. Gene Ontology annotation, cellular component: membrane.